CCCUUCAGAUACGCGCGAACAUUAGAACCCCAAACCACAACAAGUCAUUCAGAGUGCUCGAAGUGUGAAGUGAGUUGAUUGAAUAGUUGCAAAGGACGUAAGGACUUUCGUGCGGAAACUAAAUAAUACUAAACGUUUCAAAAAUAAUCCAAGAAGGAUGGUCGUAUCGGUGAAAGUUUUCAAGAAGGCCACCCCCAAUGGCAAAGUAACCUUCUAUCUGGGUCGCCGUGAUUUUAUUGAUCACUUGGACUACUGCGAUCCUGUCGACGGUGUGGUGGUUGUAGACCCAGAUUAUUUGAAGAAUCGUCGUGUUUACGGACAGCUAGUCACCACCUACCGCUAUGGCCGUGAAGAGGACGAAGUCAUGGGUGUCAAAUUCUCAAAGGAGCUGAUCCUCUGUCGCGAGCAAAUCGUGCCGAUGACCAACAGCAACAUGGAAAUGACACCGAUGCAGGAGAAACUCGUACGCAAGUUGGGCGGCAAUGCGCAUCCAUUCACCUUCCACUUCCCACCCAGCUCACCCAGCUCGGUGACACUGCAACAGGAGGGCGACGAUAUGGGCAAGCCACUCGGCAUUGAGUACACCAUUCGCGCCUAUGUGGCCGACUCAGAGGAUGACCGCCAACAUAAGCGCAGCAUGGUCAGUUUGGUGAUCAAGAAGCUGCAGUACGCACCUCCAACACGAGGCCAGCGCUUGCCAAGCUCAUUGGUGAGCAAAGGCUUCACCUUCUCUAACGGCAAGAUUAGCUUGGAGGUGACGCUCGAUCGAGAGAUCUACUAUCAUGGCGAGAAGGUGGCAGCCACCGUGCAGAUCAGCAACAACUCCAAGAAGUCAGUGAAGAACAUCAAAUGCUUCAUUGUACAACACACAGAGAUCACUAUGGUCAAUGCACAGUUUAGCAAACAUGUGGCUCAACUGGAGACAAAGGAGGGCUGCCCCAUAACGCCAGGCGCAAAUCUAUCCAAGACAUUCUACCUAAUUCCAUUGGCAGCGAACAAUAAGGACCGUCAUGGUAUUGCACUCGAUGGCCACUUGAAGGACGAAGACGUGAAUCUAGCAUCCUCGACGAUGGUGCAGGAAGGCAAGUCCACCGGCGAUGCUUGCGGCAUCGUCAUCUCGUACUCGGUGCGAAUAAAGCUGAACUGCGGCACUUUGGGCGGCGAAAUGCAGACAGAUGUGCCAUUCAAGCUUCUGCAACCGGCACCAGGCUCUGUCGAGAAGAAACGCUCCAACGCAAUGAAGAAAAUGAAGUCGAUUGAGCAGCAUCGCAACGUGAAGGGCUACUAUCAGGAUGACGACGACAACAUCGUAUUUGAAGACUUCGCCAAGAUGCGUAUGAAUAAUGUUAAUAUGAAUGAUUAGGCGGGGCAGGCGCUUUGUGGCGCGCUUGUGGGCGCAGUGAGCUGCCCAAGAAUUGGACGGCUAUCCACGAACGUUUUGGCCCUGAGGGCGUAUGUGAUAUUACUAAUGGAAACUGACGGACGAAACUACGAAUGUAAUUUGUUGCUACACGGUCAUUUCGCCAUCGCAUCUCAACAUCGCAGCGGCACUAAACUUAAUCCUUAUUAAUAAAAAUUAUUCUUGUAUACUUUUUGUAUUUGUGCGUGUAUGCGAAGCAAUACUCAACCCAAUCAAUUACACGUCCAAAUACCACCUGUAUGGUGUGGAUUCUCUCUCGCACUACUGUUAAUCACAAUAAAAUUGUUGAUCUGUGAACGACGAUGAAAGUGUUA
Molecule: messenger RNA, 1734 nt
Organism: Rhagoletis zephyria (snowberry fruit fly)
Lineage: Eukaryota; Metazoa; Arthropoda; Insecta; Diptera; Tephritidae
Gene: Arr2
Product: arrestin 2
Biological process (GO): signal transduction; G protein-coupled receptor internalization
Cellular component (GO): cytoplasm
Molecular function (GO): G protein-coupled receptor binding
Source: RefSeq, a predicted model, not a curated record